Molecule: messenger RNA, 2410 nt
Organism: Drosophila miranda
Lineage: Eukaryota; Metazoa; Arthropoda; Insecta; Diptera; Drosophilidae
Gene: sprt
Exons: 5
Coding region: 210-2057 (615 amino acids)
Molecular function (GO): protein binding
Source: RefSeq, a predicted model, not a curated record
CGCGACCAACAACGUUGUGGCUCUCGCUCUGCGUGGUAUUUCGUUUCGUUUUGUUUCGUUUCGUUUCGUGCUGUCUGCUGCCCCUGCGCCUGCGCGACUUUUGAACCUUCUUCAAUCAGCAAUCCAGUGGUAGAGCGAGAGAAGGAGAGACAACUAACUCCUACGCCUGCGCCGCUGUCUAUGUGUUGCUGAGCUGAGCGAUUUCCAUCAUGGACACCGGAAGUGUGGUUAGCGAACCGAUUUCCGCGCAUCAUCGCGCCUUUGCCAAACAGAAAUCCGCCUCCAUGACCAUUCUGAAUCCGAAGGGUUGUGGCAGUGCUGCCAAGUACAGUCUCCACACGACAGUGGCAGCCGAGAGCCAUGAGGGCAGUCACACGACCACCCACAGCUCUUCCACCGGAAGACGGCGCAAGGGCGGCUCCCUGGGCGGAACGCUCUCAUCCCGCUCCACGCGCAGCGAGUCAAAGGAGCUUCGUUCGGCUCUGCAGGAUCGCGAGGCCGUCAUCCAGAAUCUGCGCAUCCAGCUGUGUCUGGGAAAGCUGCCACGGCCCAGCGGACCGCCGCUGGACGAUUCAGAGAAACCGGCAGCCGAGCAAAAGCUGAGCCGGCUGAAGUCCGAGGCGGAAAAUAAGCGCAUCAAGAUCAAGAACCUAAAGAGCGCCCUCGAGAAGCUAGAUAUCACAGACAACAUCGACAUACGCAUCCGUCAGGCAGAACUGGAGUAUGCCCUCGGCCGGGAGGAGCUUCAGAUGCUUUCCAUAGUGGAGGAGGCUCGGGCCCUGCAGGCCAGGUUGGAGAAGUCCAAGCCGGAGGCCCAGACCCUCUACAAUAUCAUUAGCUCUGGGGUAUCGCUCAGCCUGCAUGCGGUGCAUGCGACGUCCGGACGAUGGGCAGCCCAGCAGCGGGCCGAUCAGCCGGGAUUCUAUGUGGAGUGGGCCCUGGAGGGCGACGGACUGUACAAGGGCGAUCGCAUUCUGGAGAUCAACGGGCGCCUGGUGACCAGCAAGACCAAAGAGGAGCUGCAGAAGCAUGUGGGCAACUCCGGAAAGUGCCAAAUGGUGGUGCUGCGAAAGAAAUCCCUCCCUAUCCCCCAGAAGCAGCUCGACCAGGAGAAGGAGAACAACAUGCGACUGCAGCAUCGAAUCUCUUACUUGGAGGAGCAGGUGAAAGAGCUACAGACAGUCAAGGAGCAGCCACAUCACCAGCAGCAGCAGCACCAACAGCACCAGCAGCUGCAUCAGACACCCACCAGCCAGUCGCAGCAUGUGACCAGCAUUAGUAUCUCAUCUCCCCCUUCGACACCGCCCGAGAAGCCGCUGAUCUUCCAGCGGGGCAACUACAUCACCACCCUGGUGGGCGGCAAGCCAAUUGAACUGAUGGGCGAUGAUAGCGCCCAGACGCCAGCGCAUGUGACCAAGACCCUGAUCAAGGAGAACACCCACAUCGACCUGCGCGAGCGUCUUCCCCACAUGUAUUCCAUGCCCUCGAAGUCGCUCUCCGCCUCGAAGAUCUCCAUCAACAGCGACUCCGCCUACAUGCAGCACCACAGGCGCGAGAAGGAGCGUCACCGGGAGCGUCGGCCACGCGACCCCCUCCAGCAGCAACAGCAGCUCCACCGCGAGCAUCUGAUGAGCGGACAUGCCCGCAGUGUGGAGCACCUCAACCAGUACAACGGACUGGAACGUCGUCGGGAAACGCCGCGCCAGAGCGAGGCGCAGACCCUGCGCACUCGACUGCCCAGCGAUAUGAGGAGCGUCAAGUCCCUGGACUUUGACAGCGAGAACGAAUCCAGACCAGCGACAGAGACUCGCACAGUGCGACCGACGCCACCGAAGAAGCCCCUGCGGCUGUCUCUGCAGCGGGCCCAGAGCCUACAGACCGUGGAACUGCACCCCGGCCACGACCUGGAACGGAAGCGACCGAUGAAACGGAUGCAUCACAACAAUAACAACCACAACAAGACCGCAGCCUCGCCCACGGACGAGGGCCAGACGAUGCUCAUCGAGAGUUGCAGUCCGCUGCACACAGCCUCUCUGGGCAGGCACAAGCUCAUCUAAUGGGUGGGAAACACCCGCCACGUAGUGUUAAUGGAACUAUCUUAAACCCCGACUGCUAGCAGAUGGCAGUUGACACCAACAGGCGGACAUGUGCAAAAUUAUAAUUAGAAUUACGUUUACCAUUAGCAGUCUCUUGCGUAAAUUGUUGAGAGGUUCACUUGUACUCUACAUAUAUCGUAGUUGUUGUAGAGCUCGGUGUGCACUGUACUUACAUUCUACAUCGACAAGUAGGGCUUGGCUAUAGUCUUGUAGUAUAAGCAGACCUGAUAAUUGAGAGAUUAUUGUAUGAUGAUUUUAUUAGCACAAUUUAUACAGACAUUAAUGUAAAUACACAAAUAAACUUAUUCAUUUUA